Molecule: messenger RNA, 2328 nt
Organism: Penaeus chinensis
Lineage: Eukaryota; Metazoa; Arthropoda; Malacostraca; Decapoda; Penaeidae
Product: zinc finger protein 883-like
Exons: 2
Coding region: 147-2186 (679 amino acids)
Biological process (GO): regulation of transcription by RNA polymerase II
Cellular component (GO): nucleus
Molecular function (GO): zinc ion binding; DNA-binding transcription activator activity, RNA polymerase II-specific; RNA polymerase II cis-regulatory region sequence-specific DNA binding
Source: RefSeq, a predicted model, not a curated record
CUUUUAAGACACAUGAAGAUAUUUCUACAGCGAACAAUUAUAAUGGAUAACACAUAAGCUACAAAGGAGAUCAGAAGAAAAGGAUCCAGAAGAAGAAGAAGUAUCAGAGGCAGAAGGCAGAGGCGAGGAGCUUGAUAAACAGUGUUAUGGCUAGUGAAAGGGUGACUUCGACUGCCAUCAUGGAUGACGUACAUUUGAAAGCAGCAUAUCAUGGUAACUCAGUGGAAUUCAUCGAUACGAAGGAUGAGAAUGUGGAGGCCAUCAGUCAGAAUCAUUUCCAGGGUAGCAAUGAAGAAAUUAAUGAGGUUGUACAUGAAGAGAGUGCUGUCUAUAUAAAGACUGAAGAUUCAGGUAAUAUAAAAAGUGAGAAGCCAGUGUUCGAAGAAGUCCAAAGUCUUGGCAAAGAAGCAGUUGAUGAAUGUGACUUGGACAUUUUGGUGCGUGAAGAUGUAGAUCCAUUAUUAUCUAAGGAUUGUGAGAGGAAGUGCUCAUCAGAUGGUGUUCAGGAAAGGGGUAAAGAGGCAACACAAGAGGUGGAUGCACUUGAGAAACAUUUCCAUUGUGAAGUGUGUGGCAUGAAAUUCUCUUGCAAGAAUGAGUUGUUGGAACAUUCAACAAAGCAUACAAAAGGGAAGCUUUUUAUAUGUGACAUUUGUCAUAAGUCAUUCUCUCAAAAAUCUCAUAUAGUGUGCCACAUGAGAGUACAUACAAAGGAAAAGCCUUACAUUUGUGAGAUAUGUAACAAAGCCUAUUCUGUAAAAUCAACACUAGAUGGUCACAUGAGAGUACACGCAAAUGAGAAACCAUAUAGUUGUAAAGUAUGUAGUUAUUCCUUUGCUUGGCAAAGUCAUUUAUUGAGACACAUGAGAAUUCAUACAAAAGAGAGACCAUAUAGUUGUGAGAUUUGCAGUAGGGUAUUUGCUGAUGGCAGUAAUCUAUCAAGACACAUGAAAACUCACAGAAAUGAGAGGCCUUAUGGUUGUGAUUUCUGCAACAAAGCUUUUUCUCAGAAAUGUAAUUUGUUGGCUCACAUAAGAACACAUACACAGGAGAAGCCAUAUAUCUGUGAAGAAUGUGGAAAGGCAUUUUCUCAGAAAAAAGGUUUAGAAGAACACUUAAGGACACACACAAAAGAGAAGCCUUACAGCUGUGAAAUAUGUGGAAAGUCAUUUGCUGUGAAAUCUAGUGCGAUAACACAUCAAAGGUUACAUACUAAUAAAAGGCCCUAUGGUUGUGAGAUUUGUGCCAAGAAAUUUACUGCAAAAAUAUGUCUGGUAAGACACAUAAGAAUACAUACAAAGGAGAGGCCAUAUCAAUGUGAAAUAUGCAGCAAGUCUUUCAUUACAAGUGCAAAUCUAGCAUACCACGUGAGAACACACACAAAGGAAAGGCCAUAUACCUGUGAAGUAUGUAAUAAGUCAUUUUCAUAUAAAAGGGCUGUAGUGUUGCACAUGAAAGUACAUUCUGAUGACAAGCCCUAUACUUGCCGUACAUGUAGCAAGUCUUUCAAGGACAGAACUAAUCUAGUAAAUCACUUGAAGAGACAUACAAAUGAGAAACCUCAUAGUUGUGAAUUUUGUGGUAAAGCAUUCCUAUUUAAAAGAGCUCUAAUGCAGCACAUAAAACGACACACAAAUGAAAAACCCCAUAGCUGUCAAGUGUGUAAUAAAUCAUUUAUUUCAAAAGGUAGUUUAGUGAGGCAUCUAAAAGUGCAUUCAAAGGUGAGGCCUUAUAGUUGUGAGAUUUGUAAUAAGUCAUUUCCAGAUAGAAGUAGUCUGUCAAAACACAUGAGAACACACACAAAGGAGAAGUCUUUUACUUGUGAAGUGUGUAAUAAGUCAUAUGCAUGGAAAAGUGUUCUAAUGUUGCACAUGAAAACACAUAGUAAUGAAAGGCCUUAUGUCUGUGAUAUAUGCAGCAAGACAUUCAAACGUAAAAAUAAUCUAGUAACUCACACAAAAACACAUAACCGAGGUACCCAGGAUAAAAAGGAUACCCAGGAUAAAAAGGAAACCCAGGAUAAAAAGGAAACCCAAGAUACCCAGAAGAAUCCAAAUCUCUACCUAAUAAUGCUUCCUCCUAUACAUCUCCUAUAUACACCCUUACCUUUAGCCAGUAAUCUCCUGGAGCCAACUCACCUGGCUGCCAAGGAUGUCUACUCAUCAAAUGUUAUCAGUGAUAUGUAAGACAUUGUAAAAAGAAGAGAACCUGAAGGCUGUACAUGUGUAUAUGGAGAGAUUAAUUGGUAGGAAUAUAGAUAUAUUUAUAUUUAUAUGUAUGCAUUUUUAAGCAUUGUAUAUAUAAAUAAAUGUAAAUAGAUAUAGAUAU